GUCAAAACCCAGAAAAUUCCUAAACCCUUGCCCAAUUUCCCCCAAAUCAAUGGCACCGAGAUUUCCCACGCGCCUCCUCCUCCGCCACCUCCUCCACCACCGAAACCAAUCCACCUCCACCGCCACCCCCUUCCCCAAAUCCCACCUCUUCACACAACCGCUCUUCAAUUCUCAAAAACCCUCCACCAUCUUCUUCAACCACCCCCAACGCCCAACUCUCCGGUUUCUAUCGACCCGUCCCGGCCGCUCCACCCGAUCCAAAAAGCCCGACAUCGGAGCCCGCGCUCGGCAGCUCCAGAACCGCCGACUCUGGACCUACGCCCUCACCAUCAGCUGCAUUGCCGGAUUCAUAGUCAUCGUGCUCAACCAAUUUCAGGACCAAUUGGUCUUCUAUGUCACCCCCACGGAAGCCCUAGCCAAGCACACCUCCGAUCCGAAGAAAUCCAAGUUCCGCCUCGGUGGCCUCGUCCUCGAGAACAGCGUCGCGCAGAUUCCAUCAUCGCCGGAGAUCCAGUUCGUCAUCACCGACCUGAUCACCGACAUUCUGGUCAAGUACGAGGGCAGCCUGCCGGAUCUCUUCCGCGAGGGGCACUCUGCGGUGGUCGAGGGGUUCAUCAGGCCGCUCGACGAGGAAAUGAAGAAGAAGGAGGAGGCGCUGUUGAAGAACUCUAGCAAAUUUGGGGUUUCUGAGAAGGCGAGGACCUUGGAGUGCUACUUCGCGGCGACAGAAGUUUUGGUGAAGCACGACGAGAAGUACAUGCCGGCUGAGGUUGCCAAUGCUAUUGAGAAGAACAAGAAGUUUAUUGAGGAGGAGGAGAAGAAUGGGAAAAACACUGCUAGUGUGAAGGCCUGAUGAAACACUCUUUCUGGUAAUGCUUUUUUGCUUAAAUUUUUGCUUGGAAAUGAUUUUUACAUAUUGGAUAUAGAAUGAGAAAGGGAGAGUAGACUAACUGAGGUUGAGGCAGCUGUGUACUUUUUAUGUAAUAAGAUUAUAAUAGUGGUACUAAAUGAAAAACAGUUGGCUUCAUUGCCACAACAAUUUUCUGGGUUUUAA
Messenger RNA from Salvia hispanica, 1054 nucleotides. Its product is annotated as cytochrome c-type biogenesis protein CcmE homolog, mitochondrial. Lineage: Eukaryota; Viridiplantae; Streptophyta; Magnoliopsida; Lamiales; Lamiaceae. The record is from RefSeq and is a predicted model, not a curated record. Gene Ontology annotation, biological process: protein-heme linkage; cytochrome complex assembly. Gene Ontology annotation, cellular component: plasma membrane. Gene Ontology annotation, molecular function: heme binding.